CGCGUGGCAUCGGCGGAAACGGCCGUGGAUCGCCGAGCGAGCGAGCGGGCUCGUCGCUCCGGAGCCGCGCCGACAGUUGCAUGUUGGAUUUCGCGCCGUGCGUACAGUAACAUCGUCCCGGUCGGCUGGCUGUCCUCGCACGGCGAGACGAGUAGCUCGGGAUGGAGAACCAACAGGUGUGGGUCCGUGAUCCCCAGGAGGGUUUCAUAAUCGGAAAAUUCACGGACAUGGUGGACGGGGACGCCCUGAUCGUACCUCUUGACCCGAAAUACCCGCAGCGCACCUGUCCGCUGGACGAAGUGUAUCCUGCCGGCGAUUACACCAAAGAUGUCGAGGACAAUUGUGCCUUGAUGUACCUGAACGAGGCCACGCUGCUGAAUAAUAUUCGCACUCGUUACUUCAAGGACAGAAUAUACACUUACGUUGCCAACAUUCUGAUAGCGGUGAAUCCGUAUUACGAGGUGAAGGAUCUCUAUUCACCGCAGACUAUUAAGGCUUAUCAGGGGAAGUCCUUGGGUGAAACGCCACCGCAUGUCUUCGCCAUCGGCGACAAAGCGUUCAGAGACAUGAAAGUGCUGAAACAAUCUCAGAGCAUUAUCGUAUCCGGCGAAUCAGGAGCGGGCAAGACCGAGUCGACCAAGUAUCUCCUGCGAUAUCUCUGUGAUCUCUGGGGUUCGACGGCCGGCCCGAUCGAACAGAGGAUUCUGGAUGCGACCCCGGUGCUGGAAGCGUUCGGCAACGCAAAGACAAAGCGCAACAACAACAGUUCACGCUUCGGCAAGUUCAUGGAGGUGCAUUUCGACGCCAAGUGCCAGGUGGUCGGUGGAUACAUCUCCCACUACUUGCUGGAGAAGUCCAGGGUCUGCCUGCAGAGCCCGGACGAGCGGAACUAUCACGUGUUCUACAUGAUGUGCGCUGGCGCGCCGGCGGAUCUGCGCGCGAAAUUGGGGAUUACCAAGCCGGACGAUUUUCAUUAUCUGAGGAACGGCUGCACCCAGUACUUCUGCAACGCGAGGUCGGAGAAACGAUUGAACGAGGCGCAGAAGAGCCGCGAGCAGAUACAGAAGCGCAGCCUGCACGAUCCCAUCUUGGACGACGUCGAAGGGUUCAAUGCUAUCGAUCAGGCAUUUACUCGACUCGGUCUAACGGAUGCCGAACGCAUGGAGAUCUACACGAUGGUGGCUGCGGUGCUACAUCUCGGUAACAUCACGUUCGAGGACAAUCCGGAGGACACGAAGGGCGGCUGCAGGAUAACCGCCGACUCGGGGAAGGCGGUGACGAUAUCCGCAAAGUUGCUAGGGGUGGAUCCCGAAGAGCUGCGACAAGCCCUGGUCUCGAAAGUGAUGCAAACCAGUCGGGGUGGCAUCAAAGGAACGGUCAUCAUGGUGCCCCUGAAAGUUUACGAGGCCAAUAACGCCAGGGAUGCUCUGGGCAAAGCUAUCUACAGCAAACUGUUCGAUCAUAUUGUCGCACGGAUUAACAAGAGCAUACCUUUUAAGGCGUCGAGCUAUUACAUCGGCGUGCUAGACAUCGCAGGAUUCGAAUACUUCAAAGUCAACAGCUUCGAGCAAUUUUGCAUAAAUUAUUGCAACGAGAAGCUUCAGCAGUUCUUCAACGAACGGAUCCUGAAGUACGAGCAAGAGCUUUACGCCCGAGAAUCAUUGAACGUCCCGAAAAUCUCCUAUGUCGAUAAUCAGGAUUGCAUCGAUUUAAUCGAAUCGAAGAAUACGGGUAUCUUCAGCCUGCUGGACGAGGAAUCGAAACUGCCGACUCACAGUUUCGCGCAUUUCACCAAUGAGGUUCACCGCGCGUGGAACGGUCACUUCCGCAUCACUUUACCGCGAACGUCACGACUGAAGGCUCAUCGAGAAUUACGAGACGACGAGGGCUUCGUGAUUCGUCAUUACGCCGGCGGUGUCUGCUAUCAAACGAAUCAGUUUAUCGAAAAGAACAACGAUGCGCUGCACGCUUCCCUGGAGGCGCUCAUUCAGGAGAGCGGCAAUAAAUUCCUCAGAACGCAGUUCGCCAAUCAUUCGUUGCAAAAGGGGAAGCUGACUUUCAUCAGCGUUGGCAGUAAAUUCAAGACGCAGCUCGGCGAGCUAAUGGACAAGCUAAAAAGCAAUGGAACAAACUUCAUAAGAUGCAUCAAGCCCAAUAGCGAUAUGGUGGCGCAUCAGUUCGACGGUAACAGCAUUCUAAAUCAGUUACGCUGUUCGGGUAUGACGUCGGUUUUGGAGUUGAUGGAGCACGGGUAUCCCAGUCGGGUGCCCUUCCACGAGCUUUACAACAUGUACAAGUCCUAUCUGCCGCCGGAGCUUGCCAAGCUUGACCCUAGAUUCUUCUGCGAGGCGUUGCUGCACAGCCUAAAGCUGAACCAAAAGGACUUUAAGUUCGGCAUCACUCGGGUCUUCUUCAAACCGGGCAAGUUCGCGGAAUUCGACCGGAUCAUGAGAUCCGAUCCGGAGAAUCUGCGCAAGCUGAUCGCCAACGUGAAGAAGUGGCUUCUGAGGUCGCGCUGGAACAAGCUGCAAUUCUGCGCGCUCUCGGUAAUCAAGCUGAAGAACAAAAUCAUCUAUCGCCGACAGCAUUUGAUUGUACUGCAGAAAACGGCGAGAAUGUAUAUCGCGAAGAAGCAGCACCGUCCGCGAAUUCGCGGUAUUCUGAAGAUCAAGAAUCUACGGAAGCAGCUGACACGAAUGGAGGAGACCGUGAGUCAAUUGAAGAAUCGAGAGAAAUCAAUGCAGGACAUGAAGAGGCUCGACGACGAUCUAGAGUCGGCUAUACGCAAAAUUAGAAACAAUCCGAGGAUCGCACCGACGGAGAUCGACGGUCUCUACACGUCUUUAGCGAAUCAAGUGAACAAGCAAAUGGCCACUCUUCAAGAUCUAGUGAAGCAGCAGAAAGUCGCCGAGGAACAGGCAAGAUUGAGAAAGAUUCAACAGGAGCUCGAGCUGGAGAAAAAACGGAAGGAGGAGGAGGAACGAAAGAAGAGGGAAGAGGAAGAAAACAGAAGGAAAAAGCUCGAAAUGGAAGCCAGAAGAAAGAUCGAGGAGAAACAGAGAAGAAAGCAAGAAGAGGAGGAUCAGAAGGCUGCGAUUGCCCUUCAGACCCAAUUGGAGAAGGAAGCUAUGGAAGAGAGCCGGUAUCGAGAAUUGCUCGAGCAAGAAAGAAGAGACCACGAAUUGGCGGUCAGACUCGCUCAAGAAUCGAACGGACAAGUGGAGGACUCUCCACCGCCUAUACGAAGCGGCUCCGACGUACGAGCACCUAUGAACAACAACAGGCUAAUAAGAUCGGAACAGGUGCGUAAUCAGCAGGCAGCCAUGAGCAACAAGAAGUACGACUUGUCCAAAUGGAAAUACUCGGAGCUGCGAGAUGCAAUCAAUACGUCUUGCGACAUCGAGUUACUUGAAGCCUGCCGUCACGAGUUUCAUCGUAGACUGAAGGUAUAUCACGCCUGGAAGGCGAGAAACCGCAGGAGAACUAUCAUGGAUGAAAAUGAGAGAGCACCAAAGUCCAUUAUGGAAGAAGCUGCGAGAACACCGAGGACGCCGUUGAAGCAACAGAUAGUCGAGUCGUCCCAGAGAUAUUUUCGGAUCCCCUUCGUCCGUUCCUCGGCGGCCGGGCAGCAGGACAAUACACACGGUGGCGGCAAGAGGGGCUGGUGGUACGCGCACUUUGACGGGCAGUACGUGGCACGACAAAUGGAGCUUCACCCGGAUAAACCGCCUAUCCUCCUCGUGGCAGGUAUUGACGAUAUGCAGAUGUGCGAGCUGAGCCUGGACGAGACCGGAUUGACGCGAAAACGCGGCGCCGAGGUUCUAGAGCACGAAUUCAAUCGCGAGUGGGAGAAGUACGGCGGCAAACCAUACGUGGCAUCGUGCGAUCGCAAAAAGUGAAGGAUUCUCGUGGGACUAGUGGGAGAAUUGAAUUUGUACGUCAUGUCGCGGGAAGCAAAAAAACAUCGCAUAAAUUAACGCGCGGUAAUUUGCAAUGAUCCUAAUGCGGUUUCUUGUCCGGUGGACGCAUCGGCGAUCCUGUGCCUUGCGAGAUGUGCCUUGUGCAUUACGACACGGACGAUACAUCUGUAUCGUAAAUUACGUAUUGCGUCGUAGUUACGUAAAGUCGAGGAAUUUUUUCGUCGCUACAUUAUCGAAUAUGAAAAGUCUUAUUCCUUUCUGUUAGAACCUAGUAGAGCGCCUAGCGAUUCUAACAGUUGUCGACCGAUCAGUAUUCCGCAACGCGUUUCACAACAAGAUAUUUAAAAAGGAGUACGUACUGCAUUGUAUGUACAUACUUUGAAAAAAAAAAAAAAAAUACGUACGAGUUAACGCAAUUUAUUUUUUUCGCCGUGAAGUUUCACAAUUCUAAAGCGAUCAUUUAUAACUCACGAUAGCAGGCGCUGAGAUAUAGGUUUCGAGGUUCCUUACGAGAGGUUGCUUGAUAUAAUUAAUUAUUAACUUGAUAUUUACACGAGUUGUUUUGCAUUAGUAGUAAUCAUAUUUAAGCUAGAUAAGUCGUUUCGGAGUGAAGAAAAAUAAAGAAUUUGCGGACAGAAAAACGAUUUAUAUCGUUAGUUGUAUUGUGCAAGCCGAAUGAUUGUAAACGCAGUGAUAUGAAUCGAGUAAAUUUUCCCAAGGAAUUCAUGCGAUUAAUAAUAGUUGUAAAGCGGUAGUGAUCUCAUCCGGGUGAUCUAUUAGUGGUUGCGUCGCAUAUGAUUAAUUAUACGGCAAAAUAUUAAUAAAUAUUUAUAUG
Messenger RNA from Monomorium pharaonis (pharaoh ant), 4755 nucleotides. It is a transcript of the gene jar, whose product is annotated as myosin heavy chain 95F. The coding region runs from base 162 to 3899 and encodes 1245 amino acids. The transcript has 18 exons. Gene Ontology annotation, cellular component: cytoplasm; myosin complex; endocytic vesicle. Gene Ontology annotation, biological process: actin filament organization; endocytosis; vesicle transport along actin filament. The record is from RefSeq and is a predicted model, not a curated record. Gene Ontology annotation, molecular function: ATP binding; microfilament motor activity; actin filament binding. NCBI's taxonomy places the organism in Eukaryota, Metazoa, Arthropoda, Insecta, Hymenoptera, Formicidae.